Molecule: messenger RNA, 1446 nt
Organism: Geodia barretti
Lineage: Eukaryota; Metazoa; Porifera; Demospongiae; Tetractinellida; Geodiidae
Source: the annotation of a GenBank genome assembly
AUGAGGAUGGCACGUCCUUUUACCUUCCACCUACGCGACGGAGUGAAAUGGACCGACGGAGAGGCCCUAGACGCCGAUGACGUGCUGUACAGCAUGCUCCGCUACGGCAACCCAUGCAACGGUCGAGGUCGCUCGGGACUGUGGCGGACCUACACCGUCCCGAUGGAGGUGUUGGCCCUAACAGACAAAGCCGAUUGCACUCCGACCAACGCCGACGAAGUUGUCCGCAAGGUCGACGACCUGACCGUCGAGUUCAACCUGGCCUUCGCGUCGGGGGCGUUCAUUAACUUCCUCGCCAUCGACUACGUCAAGAUACUACCGAAGCAUAUUCUGGAGCAGGGGGUUGACCUCAAUCAGGCAGAGAACAUCCUUGAGCACGGCGCCACGUCGGGGCCGUUCAUCCUGGAAGAUUACCAGUCGGGGAACCACUACAAGGUCAACAAGAACCCCGACUACUUCAAGGAAGGGUUCCCGUACUUUGACCGGAUUGAACACUAUAUCAUCACUGUGCCGGCAACCUUCAUAGGCCAAGUGGAGGCGGGGCAGAUUGAUAUGCAGAAUGCCGCCGCCAACAACCUGACGGCACCGGAGAACUAUGCGAUAGAAGUGACGACCAACAGCGAGUACGUCGCCCACGAGGUGAUAGGAGGGACCCGCGGUCUGAUGCUCAACGUGAAGCGUGAGCCGUUCAGCGACCAUCGGGUACGUCAGGCCAUCAACCUGGCGGUGGAUCGGCAGCAGGUGAACGAGCGGACGCUAUACGGGUCCGGCCGCGGUCAUUGCCCGCUGGUGGGUCUGGCCCACAAGUACGAGGAGUGCGAUACCUGGCCGGGGAUACGCGCCAAGACCGACGACAGCGGGAAUCUAACUCCCGGCGGACAGGAAGAUAUUACCCGGGCCAAGCAGUUGAUGGCGGAGGCGGGCUACCCCGACGGUUUUGAAAUUACGUACACGGCGAGGCAGGUGGGCACCUACCCUGCGGAGUGCGCGGUGAUCAAGCAGGACCUGGAGGAAUAUUUGGGCAUCACGGGAGACAUUGAAACCCUGCCCAGCGCCGCCGGCUACGCCAGGUAUGGCACUUCUCGUCCAGCCGACGCCCAAGGCGACUGGGACAUGGGCUGCCAGGCCGACGGUAUGACGGUGUUUGACGUGGACGCCGUUUACGGGGGUAUGUUCCUGAAAGGCGGCACGCGCAAUUACACCGAUUGGGAAGCUCCUGAGAUUAACGCUUGGUUUGAGGAACAGAAAGUGGAGCUUGAUCCGGAAAAGCGCCGGGAGAUCAACAAGGUAGCGGAGCGCUGGCUGCACGAUUUUUCCAACAACCACUGGGUCAGUCUGACCCUGGGCCGGAACUUCUGGGUAGUAAACCGCGACAUCAAAGGGUUCAACGCCCCUCAGACCGUGCAGUAUGGCUUCAAGCACGAGCAUCUAUGGUGGGACCGCUAG